Messenger RNA from Sphaeroforma arctica JP610, 171 nucleotides. RefSeq lists its product as hypothetical. The record is from RefSeq and is a predicted model, not a curated record. The annotation marks the transcript as partial. The transcript has a single exon. Lineage: Eukaryota; Ichthyosporea; Ichthyophonida.
AUCAAUUCCACUCCUGAGAACGUUUCUAAACUAGGCAAACAAAGGGACCAUGUGUCCAGUGCUGCCCACACAGUUGCUGCGUACUUGGCAGCGCGCCGGUCAGUGGUGUGCUUUUUCGCCGCUGCAGUGACUGGCGUAGCCUCAGUUCUGCUGUUCUUCAAGGGCAACACG